GGAAAAAUAAUAAAGUAUACACAAGUGGCCGUUACCCUACAACUAUCCAACUUUUGCCUUUUAUGCUUGACUUCAAAUCUUCCCCUACAUUUUCAUUCUCAAUAAUUAAUUCAAAUAAAUAAUUCAAAUAAAUAAUAUUUAAAUCCCACCCCCCAACUUUCCCUUUCUUUAAACAGUUCCUCUCUCUUAUCUCUCUAAUUUCCUCCCAAAUGAGCAAUCCCAUAUCCACCACAAUUCUUCUUCCAGAAACCCCAAUCUCCACCGCCAAAAGGCUGAAGCACCACCAGGAGAUGGAGGAGGAGAACCACCACCACCACCAACAACAGCAAAUCCGCCACCAGUCCUUACUCCCCGGAAUACCAGACGACAUAGCCCAACUCUGCCUCUCUCUAGUCCCACCUUCAAUUCUCUACUCCGUCUGCCGCUCAUGGCGCCGCCUCAUCUACGCUCCUUCUUUCCCGCCUUUUCUCUCUCUCUACGCCGUCCUGUUGCCCGCCGAAACCGAAUCACACGCCUCAAACUCCGUCGAAUUCAGCUCCUUUGACCCGAUCUCGUCUAAUUGGACCGCCCUCCCCCCGCCGCCCUCCGAUCCGCCGCUCCGCCUCCUCUUCCGCCACCCUUCCUUCAUUUCCCCGCCCCUCCCGAUCCAAACCCUAGCCGUCUCCGGCAAUCUCGUCGUCCUCGCCGCCACCGACGACCGCUUCCUCCCCGCCCUACCCCACCCGCUCGUCUUCAACCCGUCGUCGGAGGAGUGGGCCCGCGGCCCCCCGCUCUCCACGCCGCGGCGGUGGUGCGCCGGCGCCUCCGGCGGCUCAAUCUACGUCGCGAGCGGGAUCGGGUCCCACUAUAAACUGGACAAAUUCAGCCGCGACGCGAUCGACGCAGUCGGGUGGAGGGAGAAGCUGUGUAUGGUGAACGUGAAAGGAGAUACGGCGAAGGAAGGCACGAUCUACGACGUGGAGACCGAUUGCUGGGGGAAUAUGCCGGAGGGGAUGCUGGCGGGGUGGAGAGGUCCGGCGGCGGCGAUGGAGGAGGAGACGAUCUACGUGGUGGAUGAGUCGAGAGGAUCGCUCAAAAGGUACGAUCACGUGAUCGACGAAUGGGUGGAGGUGGUGGAGGAUAGUAUGCUCAAAGGCGCGCUGCAAUUGGCCGCGGCGGGUGGGAGGGUUUGCGUUUUGUGCUGCGAUGGGGUUAGGAUCGCCGUGGUUGAUGUGGCGGCGCCGCCGCCGAUUAGAAUGUGGGUGGUGGAUGCUCCGCCUGGGUUCCAAGUCAUGGGGAUUCAUAUCUUACCUAGAUUGAGUCAUUCCGAUUAAUUUUAUUUUUUUACUAUAAAUUCUAUAUAAAUAUUUUGUAUAUCACUAGUAAAUUAAAAUGAAAAAUGUAUUUAACUGUACUUUGGCAAUUCAUAAAUUAAUUUAAUUUUGUUGGAGGAAUUAUUAUUUAUUUUCAGGUAAAUUACGGCCACGGCCACUCCUGAUGUAUGGUCAAAUUACAAAAAAUCCCUCUAUUUUGGGUAAUUAUAGUCAUCCCUUCUUUUUAAAUAUUUUUACAUAAAAUUUAUGUAAUUCGGUUAUUUACCAAACCAAAUUGUAUAUUCAGUUUGGUAAACAAUAUGAAAUGUUGGCUUACCG
Molecule: messenger RNA, 1631 nt
Organism: Erythranthe guttata (spotted monkey flower)
Lineage: Eukaryota; Viridiplantae; Streptophyta; Magnoliopsida; Lamiales; Phrymaceae
Source: RefSeq, a predicted model, not a curated record